Molecule: messenger RNA, 2614 nt
Organism: Eutrema salsugineum
Lineage: Eukaryota; Viridiplantae; Streptophyta; Magnoliopsida; Brassicales; Brassicaceae
Product: pentatricopeptide repeat-containing protein At2g39230, mitochondrial
Exons: 1
Coding region: 47-2614 (855 amino acids)
Molecular function (GO): protein binding
Source: RefSeq, a predicted model, not a curated record
UGAAUCUUCUUCUCCGAUCCUCUUCUCUGCUGAAGCUAUAGCCAAAAUGACUACUUUCUUAGCUUCCAAACGAUUCCGUCCACCUCUUCUUCUUUAUCGUUUGAUAAACUCCAAACCCUUUUCUUCACAGCCUCAAUUUCCCAAUCCACCGGAUAAUUGGAGUCUAGACACCGCCGAUUCCACUAGUGAAACCAUCUCAGAACUGAAAUUUCCCAAUCUAACCCCUGGACCGGAUCGCUUACCUUUGGUUUCAACCUUCGAGCUUCAGAAUCAGUGCGAUGAUGUGGACGACGCUCGUGUAAUCGAAGUGCUUCUAGGUCGUAAGAACGACCCAGUCUCGGCUCUUCAGUACUGCAAUUGGGUCAGGCCUUUGACUCGAAUCUGCCAAGGCAGAGAUGUCUUCUGGGUACUUAUUCAUAUUCUUGUUAGCUCUCCUCAGACUUACGAUCGCGCCUGCAAUUUGCUCGUGCUCUUCGUUUCGAGCAAUCCGCUGCUAAAUCCAAGCGUAGUGGUUAACCAAUUGCUUGAUUCAGCUCAAAGGUUUGGUUUUGGACUCGAUUCGAGAGCUUUCAAUUACUUGUUGAAUGCUUAUAACCGAAAUCGGCGAACGGACUAUUCUGUAGAGUGUUUUAAUCUAUUGAUGGACCGAAAUGUGAUUCCUUUUGUGCCAUAUGUGAACAACAUUUUAAGCUCUUUAGUUCGAAGUAAUUCGAUAAAUGAAGCUAAGGAGAUUUAUAAUAAGAUGGUUGGGAUUGGUGUUGCUGGUGAUAACGUUACGACGCAGUUGUUGAUGCGAGCUAGCUUGAGAGAACGAAAGCCCGAGGAGGCUGUGAAUAUUUUUAGGAGAGUGAUGAGUAGAGGAGCAGAACCAGAUAGUUUAAUGUAUAGUCUUGCUGUUCAAGCUGCUUGUAAGGUACCGGAUUUGGCUAUGGCUUUGGAUUUGUUGAGAGAAAUGAGAGAGAAGUUAGGUGUUCCUCCCUCGCAGGAAACAUAUACUAGCGUGAUUGUGGCUUUAGUGAAGGAAGGUAACAUGGAGGAGGCUGUGAGGGUUAAGGAUGAGAUGGUUGGUUUUGGGAUACAGAUGAGUGUUAUUGCCGCGACGAGUUUGAUUACAGGAUAUUGCAAGGGAAAUGAGCUGGGUAAGGCUUUGGAUUUGUUUGAUAAAAUGGAGCAGGAAGGGCUGGUUCCGGACAAAGUUAUGUUUUCGGUUAUGAUAGAAUGGUUUUGUCAGAACGAGAAGAUGGAGAAAGCUGUUGAGAUUUACAAACGGAUGAGAGCUGUAGGGAUCACUCCUUCAUCUGUUCUUGUCCACACGAUGAUCAAAGGGUGUUUGAAAGUUGAGUCGCCGGAAGCUGCACUUGAGAUUUUUAGUGACUGUUAUGAAACAGGGCUUGCACACGGUUUCCUGUGUAACAAGAUUUUGCAGUUGUUAUGCAAGCAAGGAAAGGUUGAUGCAGCGACGAGCUUAAUGAGGAUGAUGGAAAAUAAAGGGAUUGAGCUUAACGUAGUUUCUUACAAUAACAUGAUGCUUGCUCAUUGCAGAAUGAAAAACAUGGACUUGGCUCGUUCGAUUUAUUCGGUUAUGCUUGAAAGGGUUCUAGAGCCGAAUAACUUCACUUAUUCCAUCUUAAUUGAUGGAUUUUUCAAGAAUCAGGAUGAGAAGAAUGCUUGGGAUGUCAUCAAUCAAAUGAUCUCUUCCAAGUUUGAAGCUAGUGAAGUUGUAUAUAACACAAUCAUCAAUGGAUUGUGCAAAGCUGGUCAGACAUCUAAAGCACGAGAGAUAUUGCAAAAUUUGAUCGAGGAGAAGGGCUGUUCCAUGAGUUGCACGAGUUACAAUAGCAUCAUAGAUGGAUUUUUCAGAGAAGGUAAAACCGAUUCUGCUGUCUUAACUUACAGAGAGAUGAGUGAAAACGGUAUCUCCCCGGAUGUUGUAACCUUCACCAUCUUGAUCAACGGAUUCUGCAAAAGUGACAAAAUGGAUCUAGCUCUUGAAAUGAGACGAGAAAUGAAAAACAAGGAUCUGAAACUUGAUAUUCCAGCUUACUGUGCUCUAAUAGAUGGAUUCUGUAAAAAGCAUGAAAUGCAAACCGCAGUUUCUCUGUUCUCCGAGCUCCAGGAACUAGGAUUGGUUCCGAACGUGUCUGUCUACAAUAGUUUGAUUUCAGGAUUCCGUAAUCUAGGAAACAUGGAGGCAGCGAUUGACCUGUACAAGAAAAUGGUGAAUGAUGGUAUAAGUUGUGAUCUGUUGACAUAUACAACGCUGAUCGAUGGGUUGUUAAAAGACGGAAAUUUGAUCUUUGCUUCUGAUUUGUACUCGGAAGUUCUUGCUUUGGGUAUUGUCCCUGAUGAAAUCUUGUACGUGGUACUGGUCAACGGGCUUAGUAAGAAGGGACAGUUUGUGAGAGCAAGCAAGAUGCUAGAGGAGAUGAAGAAGAAAGAUGCGACUCCGAGUGUGCUUAUUUACAGUGCUGUUAUCGCAGGACAUUAUAGAGAAGGAAAUCUUGAUGAGGCUUUUAGACUUCAUGCUGAGAUGCUUGAGAAAGGUCUUGUACAGGAUGAUACUAUAUUUGAUAUACUCGUGAGUGGAAAAGUUGAAAUAGACAGGGUAUCUUGA